GCUGGUCGCGCUUUCCUCACGAGCCACCACAGCCACUAUCACGGGACUUACCAGCCACCCCUCAGCACGUCAUCUGGUCAACUGCUUUCGUGGAUGGCAUUCACAUGUUUGCAGCAUGCGGACACUCCUAUGUGAGUACCUCGACAUGCGCUGUGACUUGGAGCGAAGUCACUUGUCACGAUCUUUUGCGUCACAAACGGAUAAUAUUGGCGUCACGCAACCAUGAUGUCUGAGACGGCAGCCUUGCCCAUCCUGGACCUCUCUAUGGCAGACAGUCUGCACCAGAAACAGCAACUGCUCGGGCAGCUUCAUGAUGCUCUUUUCAACGUCGGAUUUUUAUAUAUCAAGAACCACGGAAUUCCUCAAGAGAAAAUCAAAGCUUUGACAUCGCUUCUCCCGGCUCUCUUCGACCAAACUAACGAGGCCAAGGCUUCGCUCUCUAAGAUGAACUCCCCGCAUUUCCUAGGAUAUAGUGGUUUCGCAGAAGAGGUUACUCUUGGUCAGAAGGAUCUUCGAGAGCAAUUUGACUUUGCUACCGAGCUACCUAUUGUUUACGAUCCCAAAGGUUCAACGUCGGAUACAAGCGAGGGAAAGGACUUUAGCAAACUUUACUACCGGCUCCGUGGACCCAAUCAGUGGCCAUACGAAAAGAAUGUUCCAGGAUUCCGCAAAGCAUUUCUAGAGUACCACGAUGAAUUGCAAGCGCUGUCGUAUCGGUUUGUGCACCUCAUCGAGGAGGCCUUCGAUAUACCUGUAGGGACAUUCGAUGCUUUUUUUCAGCGGCUAACGUCGGCGAGCAACGCCGCGUAUAAGCAUCACGUCCCGCCACAGCAUCGGAUCAAACUAGUGAAAUAUCCAGCGUUACCCAGUGGCCUUGCUCGUGAAAAUCAAGGUGUGGGUGCACACAAAGAUAGCAGUGGCUGGUUAACUUUCCUCCAUCAAGUCGGCGAGGAAGAGGGCUUGGAGGUACUCGAUGCAAGUGGCAGCUGGAUACGUGCUCCGCCUAUUGAAGGCACCUUUGUCGUCAAUUUCGGAAACGCGUUCGAAGCUGCUACGGAAGGAGCUGUUAAGGCGACCAUUCACCGCGUCAUAACUCAAGGCCCGAGAUUAAAGCCAAGAUACUCUAUCCCGUUCUUCCAGGGCUUACCUCUAGAUUUGACUGUAAAUGAGGUCCGGCAAUGCAUUCCAGAUCACGUACGAGCACUUCGUCCAGUCUCGGAGAGACCAAACUCCCUAGUCUCCAGCUUCCUAGACCCGCGGUGGGACAGCCUCGGCGAAUCUCAAUUGCGAAAGUGGAUUAGAUCGCACGAGAACAUCGCCAUAAAAUGGUACGGCAAUGAGGUAGUUUCGUACUACUUACAGUAACUUAGAACUCCUGCGAUGGCCAAUGCAUGGGUUGCGGCUCGCAAAGCGAUUGUCUAUUCGGCGCUCAAUCAUGUAGGCCGUCAUGGGGUCUACUGGAAACAAGCCUGUGCCUAGAUGACCCGCCGAGUAGCUUCUCAUUUAUACACUCCCGAUUCGGCAUACUAAACGCAUUCUCAAUAUGUUAACGCUGGCGACGACAUCGCACUAGACUCAAUCCGAAAGCAUUCGCAUACACAGUGCACCUCCAGUACACGAUUCAAAAGCGCACGAACAAGACAUGCAAUCACACGUACCGGAAAUAUAUGCC
This is a messenger RNA of Paraphaeosphaeria sporulosa, 1672 nucleotides long. RefSeq names its product Clavaminate synthase-like protein. The transcript has 3 exons. The record is from RefSeq and is a predicted model, not a curated record. Gene Ontology annotation, molecular function: dioxygenase activity. NCBI's taxonomy places the organism in Eukaryota, Fungi, Ascomycota, Dothideomycetes, Pleosporales, Didymosphaeriaceae. Bases 223 to 1365 code for a protein of 380 amino acids.